AUGGGAGGAGGCAGAUCCAUCGACGAGGAAAACUUCCACAACCUAUCCUUCCACAGCGACCAGAAUGCCCCUGGUGGUGGUAGCGAAGUCCUCGAGUGCAUUGUCACUGAGCCUCACACCGAGAAUGCAGGCACCAAGGAUGCCUACGUGUCAUAUCUGAUCACCACAAAUUCUACCUUCUCCGCCUUCCAGAAGCCUAUUUCCAUUGUCCGUCGCCGCUUCACCGACUUUGUCUUCCUCUCCAAGACCCUCAGCAAAGACUACCCAGCAUGCGCCGUCCCGCCCCUUCCUGACAAGCAGCGCAUGGAGUACGUCCGAGGCGACCGCUUCGGAUCGGACUUUACCCUACGCCGCGCUCACUCGCUGCAGCGAUUCCUGUCGCGUACCGCGUUGCACCCCAUUCUCCGACGCGCCCCGAUCCUGCACACCUUCCUCGAGAGUCCCGACUGGAAUGCUACCAUGCACAGCAGGUCGAGCCGUGCGAACACGGGCUCGUCGAACGAAGGCGGUAGCGGCGGGGUCUUUGAUACCUUUGCCGACUCGUUCAUCAACGUCUUCACCAAGGUGCACAAGCCGGACCGUCGGUUCAUCGAGGUCAAGGAGAAGAGCGACAAGCUGGAUGAGGACCUGGGCCAGGUCGAGAAAUUGAUCGCAAGGGUGGCGCGCCGCGAGACGGAUAUCGAGGUGGACUACAGGGACCUGGCCGAGCAGUUCCAGAAACUCAUCAACCUCGAGCCUGGCGUCGAGGCUGCUGUCCAUGCCUUUGCGCAGUCAGUCGAGGAUUCGGCAAGCGGACUGAAGAAGCUCAAGGAUCACACCGAUCAGGACUACCUCGGCAGCCUGCGAGAUAUGAUUGCGUACAGCGGCCAGCUCAAAAACCUGCUCAAGGCCCGCGAGCAGAAACAGCUCGACUACGAACAGCUCACCGAAUAUCUCAACAAGUCCUCGGCCGAUCGCGACAUGCUCGCCUCUGGCUACGGCGGCAGCGGUGGCUCUGGCGCCGCCGGCCUGAUCCGCUCGAAACUCGAAGACUUCCGCGGGGUAGACCAUGAGCAGGCGCGACGCGAGCGGCUUAGAAAGCUGGAGAUCCGCAUCGACGAGCUCACGCGUGAGUCCGAGGUGGCCCGCAAGACGUCCGAGAUGUUCGACGAGGAGGUUGUCAAGGAGACGGCCGACUUUGAGCGCAUCAAGCGUAUCGAGUUCAAGAGCCAGCUGGGACGCUUGGCGGACGCCCACGUCGGCUUUUACGGCGACGUGAUCGAUGUCUGGCAGCGGUACGUGGACGAGUGCGAGCGUGAGGGCGUGGCUCCCCCAGCCUAG
Molecule: messenger RNA, 1320 nt
Organism: Cryphonectria parasitica EP155
Lineage: Eukaryota; Fungi; Ascomycota; Sordariomycetes; Diaporthales; Cryphonectriaceae
Product: sorting nexin-4
Exons: 3
Coding region: 1-1320 (439 amino acids)
Biological process (GO): autophagy; cytoplasm to vacuole targeting by the Cvt pathway
Cellular component (GO): phagophore assembly site
Molecular function (GO): phosphatidylinositol binding
Source: RefSeq, a predicted model, not a curated record